GGGGGUCCCUGUCGGACCCGGCCACCCCACGCAAACCCUACCCUAUCUUCCUCCUCCUCCUUCUCCCUCCUAUAUCAGCCCACCCCGACGACCUCCCCCGAGGCCACAACGAUUGCAUCCAUCCACCGAAACCACAAAGCAGCCGAUUCGAGCCUGCCCUAGGGUUUCGAGCGAGAGGAUUCGCGGCCCGCGCCGUAGAGGAGAGGUCGGCUGUAUGGAUCGGUACCAGAGGGUUGAGAAGCCGCGGGAGGAGGCGGCCAUCGGCCCCAACGAGAUCCGCAUCACCGCGCAGGGCCGCACCCGCAACUACAUCUCCUACGCCCUUACCCUGCUCCAGGACGAUGCGACAGAUGAAAUUGUUAUCAAGGCCAUGGGAAGGGCUAUCAACAAGACAGUGGCCAUCGUGGAGCUUCUUAAGAGAAGGAUUGCUGGUCUCCAUCAGAAUAACUCUAUCGAAUCAAUUGAUAUAACUGACACAUGGGAACCCUUGGAAGAAGGGCUUAACAUUCUUGAGACUACUCGCCAUGUUUCCUUGAUUACCAUUACCUUGUCAAAGAAGGAGCUGGAUACUUCAUCUCCUGGUUACCAGCCACCAAUACCAGCUGAUCAGGUCAGGCCUCCAACUGACUUUGAUCAGGAUGCAGAGGACUUGCCAGGUGACCGUGGAAGAGGCCGUGGUCGCCGUGGUGGAAGGGGCAGGGGAAGAGGUUUUAGCAAUGGAGGGGCAGAUUAUGAUGACGAGAAUGGAUACUCGGAGGGUCCACGUGGAUAUCGUGGCAGAGGAAGAGGAAGGGGUAGACGUGGAUCCUUUGGGCCUGGAAGGGGUUAUGGUGGUGAUGGCUAUGUAAUGGAAGAAGCUGGUGGAUAUCAUGGUGUGGAGCAUGAUGCACCUCCUGUGCAUGGGCCUCCUGAGCAUGAGCAAGGAUACGAAGGUUACAGAGGUAGGGGCCGUGGCCGAGGUCGAGGACGUGGCCGUGGACGCAGUGGGGGUCGUGGCCGUGGACCUCCUCCUCCUCAAGAUUAGAUUUGGCAUCUAUGGAAUGCAACAGCUCAUCUUUACUAGAUUAAUGUUAUCUUCUGUUGUAACUUUAUCUGGUUAGGUUUAUGUUAAAACUUAAAAGUUUGACAGAAUGACUCUAGUGUGGGGGAUGAGGCUAGUUAUGAUUUUUUGUAGCUAGGUUACUCUUCCAUUUGCUUUUAUAUCGGAACUGGUAUCAUUCCAACUGUGCAUUGUAGCAUCCUUAAUGUGUUUAUCACCAAAUUUAGCUCAGGAAAUUCUUUUGUGAUGUCA
Molecule: messenger RNA, 1291 nt
Organism: Brachypodium distachyon (stiff brome)
Lineage: Eukaryota; Viridiplantae; Streptophyta; Magnoliopsida; Poales; Poaceae
Product: cold and drought-regulated protein CORA
Exons: 7
Coding region: 215-1024 (269 amino acids)
Molecular function (GO): RNA binding
Source: RefSeq, a predicted model, not a curated record